Arabidopsis lyrata subsp. lyrata is the source of this 580-nucleotide messenger RNA. RefSeq names its product RPM1-interacting protein 4. The record is from RefSeq and is a predicted model, not a curated record. The transcript has 3 exons. Lineage: Eukaryota; Viridiplantae; Streptophyta; Magnoliopsida; Brassicales; Brassicaceae. The coding region runs from base 104 to 328 and encodes 74 amino acids.
UUUUAAGAAAAAAAAAAAAAAAACUAAACUAAACGACGAACAAUUUUUCUUGUUGUUUGAAGAUCAUCUCAUGUUCUGUUCGCAUCUUUUACACAAUCUUUGAAUGGCAUCGAAUAAUCAACAACGUCAACAACAAGAUCGACCAUUACCAAAAUUUGGAGAAUGGGAUGUGAACGAUCCAGCAUCAGCCGAAGGAUUUACGGUUAUAUUCGCUAAAGCUCGAGACGACAAAAAGACAAACGCAAGUGGUCGUGCCACCUCUCAACGCCGUGACAAUAACAAUAAAUCUCAAGAUGAACCUACGAAGAAACGGUUCUGCUGUUUCUGAGGAACAACAUCAUCAAGCACAAGCUGAGUGAAAAACAUUUGUUAGAACAUCAAAACAGUUUCAUAUUCACUGAAAUCUGUAUUAAAUUUAUCAUUACAGAGCUAAAAACACACGAAGUUUCGAUCUAAUUCUCGUCACAUAACGUUUACUUACACAAUAUCAAUGUCUCUUAACCCUCUGUUUGGUGAAUCUUGAUCUGACCCAUUGCUACUUGUCUUUUUCUUGAACGAUUUAUGAGUGAAAAUUAAAAAA